UCUGCGUGACACCCCAGAGAGACCCUCUGCAUCCUUUAAGCCCCAGUUUUCCUGCCCUCAAACUUUGAAAUCCUACUCUUUUCUGGAAAGGCUUUCACUUUCUCGUGCUUUCUUGGCCCCUCUGUGUCGUUGGUUGAUUUUCCUGGAAAAGAAAAAUGAGGUGGGAGAGAGUCCUGUUGGCGCAAGCCCAGGAACCAGAGCAGAGAACAGAAGAGGCUGGUGACCCCGGAAAGAGGUGGGGCCUCACUUGCAACGCGAUCAAAGGAGGGAGGUUUCUCUACGUGUUCGGUGGCUAUGGCAAAGACAACUGCCAGACCAACCAAGUUCACGUCUUUGACACUGUGGAGCAAACAUGGAGCCAACCCACAAUAGGAGGCACGCCACCUGCUCCAAGGGACAGCCAUAGCUGUACUAAUGUUGGUGACAAUUUGUUUGUGUUCGGUGGGACAGAUGGGAUGAACCUUCUCAGGGAUUUGCAUAUACUAGACACUUCUUCUCAUACAUGGGUAUCACCCAUUAUAAGGGGGGAGGGACCGGAGGCAAGGGAAGGUCAUAGUGCAGCACUUGUGGGUAAAAGGCUGUUCAUAUUCGGUGGGUAUGGAAAAUCUCCUAAUGACGACGAUGAAGUAUAUUACAAUGAUCUUUUCAUAUUAAACACAGAGACCUUCGUAUGGAAAAAGGCUACGACAACUGGGAUCCCACCUUCACCACGUGAGAGCCACAGCUGCUCAACUUGGAAGAACAAAAUGAUUGUGAUUGGUGGUGAAGAUGAACAUGAUUACCAUUUUUCCGAUGUCCAUAUUCUUGAUACAGACACCCUGAUGUGGAAGGAACUGAAUACCACCGGCGACAUGCUACCCCCUCGUGCUGGACAUUCUACUGUUACUUUUGGGAAGAUUCUGUUUGUUUAUGGGGGAUACACAGAGGCCCAAAAGCUAUAUGAUGACCUGUAUAUGCUUGAUGUUGAAUCUGCUAUAUGGUCCAAGGUGACUGCUGCAGGUGCUGGACCUUCUGCCAGAUUUUCCAUGGCUGGGGACAGUCUAGAUCGGGUUCAGAGUGGGGUUCUUGUCUUUUUGGGUGGUUGCAAUAGAAGUCUCGAGGCUCUUGACGAUAUCUACUACUUGCACACAGGUUCAAAUUAUAUUUUGUGGACUUUCCUUUUGCAGCUCAUGUAGGUUUU
Messenger RNA from Rhodamnia argentea, 1180 nucleotides. RefSeq names its product RING finger protein B-like. Lineage: Eukaryota; Viridiplantae; Streptophyta; Magnoliopsida; Myrtales; Myrtaceae. The coding region runs from base 156 to 1175 and encodes 339 amino acids. The record is from RefSeq and is a predicted model, not a curated record. The transcript is spliced from 6 exons. Gene Ontology annotation, molecular function: protein binding.